AUGAGUGAAACACCUUCAACGAGUUACUCAGUGAAUCAGCCAAACUCCUCCGAGAGUGAACAGAGUUUAUCCACACGCCAUGUCAAUGUUACUGAACCUGUUGUGGCAAAGCGGAUUUGCUUCUAUAAAAGUGGAGAUCCUCAGUUUAAUGGGAUCAAAAUGGUCAUUAAUAACCGGUCUUACAAAACAUUUGAUGCCUUGUUGGACAGUUUAUCCAAACGGGUCCCAUUGCCUUUUGGAGUAAGGAAUAUUAGUACACCAAAAGGGAGGCACAGCAUCACCAAUUUGGAGGAUCUUGAAGAUGGAAAAUCUUAUAUUUGCUCCCAUCAGAGGAAAAUGAAGCCCAUCAACCUGGAACAGGCUAGCAAAAAGCCACUGCCCUGGCAGAUCAGUAGGCCUAUCAGUGCUCAUGGAUUUGGCCAUCGAGAAAGUAGAAUAACAACUCCCAAAAAGAUGUUAGUUUUCAAAAAUGGAGAUGUAAGACUUAGACGCACCAUAGUUCUGGGAAAGAAAAAUACACAAACCUUUGAGGCCUUUCUGGAUUAUAUGAGUGAGUUAAUGCAAUAUCCAGUCGCAAAACUAUAUACCACUGAUGGCAGAAAGGUUCCUAAUCUUCAGGCCCUGAUACUGUGCUCUGGAGCUGUUGUCGCAGCGGGGAGAGAGCCUUUUAAACCAAGCAAUUAUGAUUCUCUUGGGUAUUCACGGCCUGCUAAAUUGCUUGGAAUUGCAAAUCGUGUGUACCCAAAAGCAAUUGCCAAGACAGAAAGAGAAAAUAUGAGAGCUGAAAUGGGCUCUAGCUCAAGAUCUCAGAUAUUCUCAGUUUCUUCUGAUAAAGGGUCCAGCAAUUAUAACAACUCAAAUGAUAACAGCUCAGAUUCUUCCUAUGUUCCUGACAGUCAUAAUGGUACAGGAGGAAAUCAGUCAGUUACUGGUGAAGAAUUAUCUGUGGCACAGUAUGAAGAUGACAUUGAGAAAUCCGUUCACCUUAACCAAGAUGGCAGUAUCACAGUGGAAAUGAAAGUUCGAUUCAAAAUUAAAGAAGAAGAAACCAUUAAAUGGACAACAACUGUAAGUCGUGCUGGCCUUUCUGAUGACAAGAAUAUCGCCAUCUGCAAUUCUGCGAUGCAUGCAGAAGACUGCUUAUCCAAUGUAAAUGUAUCAGAACAUAUAAAUGCAAAAGAUGUCUCAUUUUUGAAAAGCUACAAUAAAGAAGAGGGAGACUCAUUACAGCAAUUCAAUGCAGAAGUGUCAGACAAAGAAUCAGAGUCUGAUUUAAAAACUGCUGGUUUUAUUGUCUGUAAAAAGAACAAUUCUGCAGAUCUAGAUGUAAGCAAUGUACCUGAGGAUAAUAUAAGGGCUCGUUUUUAUAGGCCUCCCACCCCUGGGCCAAGGUGUGUUAGACAAAAGAAAGCAGUAGUUGAAAGUGUCACUUUGGUAUCUGAGAAAGAGAUUCAGGAGAAGACAAUAGGACAGUUUUCCUACAGUGAAGAAAUACAGAACGGAGAAAAUAAAUCUGAGUAUUGCAUGGUAGCUCAUUCAAGCAGAAAAAAGUCAAGUGUCAGUAAUCCAAAGUUUAGUGAGAUGAGUGACAAUGAUUUAUUAAAACUUUCUUCAGAGAAUAUAAAAGAAGAAAUGCUUUUUAAAGUAAGCCACAAAACUAAUGAUUUAAUGGAAACAACAAAUAGGAAGACAUUAGAAGUGCCUGAUGAGGAUGAAUUGGUACAGAAUAUAUUAGAGAAAUCAGUUGUGGAACAAGGUACAUAUAAUAGUUUAGUAUCAACUUGCAAAGCUAACAUUAGUGGUUCCAUACCAUCAUCAAAAAUUUACCAGGGAGCUAUAGCAGACCACAUCCAUGAGUCAUGUAAUAUUAGACAAAUAAAGAGAUCACUGAGUUCUUUUAUUAGAUACUCAGAAUUAUGUCAGUCAAAAGAAGAAACAAGAUACAAAGCUAUUUCUCAAGAUUCAGUGCAUUCAGCCUGUCCUAGACAUAGCAAGAUGAAGGUGACAAUGCCUCUAUGUAGUAAAGCUCCUACUGAGAAAAUAAACCCAACAACUGGAUUCUUUCCUACUGCUACUGAAAGUGAGAAUCAAAUCAGUGUCAGGACUGAAUCUGUGAUGGCAACACAUCUCAACGAUGACAGCCAGUCUGCAUGUUCCCUCACCAAAAAGAAGAGGAAGAGAAAAUCGUCUAACUUUCUAAAGCAAGGUACAUAUGAAAGUCAAAAAGAUAAAGAGAUUUCAGGUAUAACGGAAAGUGAAGGAAUGCAUAUCACAAGCAAAACCACACAGGAUUCCACAACAGAGGCUAUGGAUAAUUAUUCUGAAAUGCCUCAGAAAAAAAGAACUGAAUUUUUCAUAAAAAGCAAUGAUAUGUCUGCCAAUUCAGACAAAAGCUUAUGUCCUGGAGAUGAGUUCUAUCACCAGGAUUCAGUGGAACAAAAUGGAUUAUUAUCUGAUAAGAAACCAAGAAGUAAUAACAACAAGUUGGGCAUGAAAGAGAAAAAGCUAAAAGGGCUGAAGAAAAAACUAAGAAAAGGUGCAAGUCAGUUAAAUAUCUCAGACAAAGCCAUUACACCAGAGUCUCUAAACCAGGAGGAUUUUCAAGAGAAGGAUGUCGAACACUCAGUUGAAGACUAUGUUCAAACUUGGCUGAAAAACUUCUUACCAAAUUCUGUCCUCCCCCCUAUAAAUAAAAAAGAAGGGAAUGUAGAGAGUAGCAAUGUCUGUCAUUUUCCUGAAGAAAAUACUGAUGCUUCUACAGAUAAGGAAACAAGAUUUAUGACAAAUAAAGUGCACGUGACUGGAAAAAACCAUCUGGUUGAACAUAAUCUAACCAAAAAAACAUUAAAGCCUAUUUCUGAAUUGGGAAUUGUAAAAGAAUCAGCCAAGGAUUCAGGUGAAAACCAAACGGACUCUUUGAUUCAUGAGAAUACAUCUAUAGUAGAAGCAGCCAAUAAUUCAAUAAAGUCUGAAUUUCAUCAUGAUGGUAAGCUACACUUGUUUCAUGAAACACAUGACACUGUUAAAAAAAUGUCAGAAGCUGAUAUUCAAGAUACCAACCUAUGUCAAAGAAAAAAAUCUGAAGUUGCUGUUCAAGUUGAUUACACAAUUGUCAAUGAGAAAAUGGCCAUUGAUGUUCAGAACAAUUGCAUGUCUAGCAUGUUGCUGCAUGAACUACAAUCAACUUUGCUUGGUCUCCAGAAAGAACAUAGUGGAUGUAUAGGAAAAGCUUGCUGCCUUUCAGGUCUUUCUCCUUCAUCUUUUGGUUCUUCCUCCAAUGUCCUCCUAGCUUGGCUACUUGUACUGAAUCUGAGAGAGAGUUUGAUUGGGACAAUUAAAGAUGAUAUGCAAAAAACUACCUGUAGCUGUUCUGAAAUAUUUGCACAAUUACAAUUUCUGAAACAAACUACAGUAAUAGAAAAAGUUGAUGAACUGAAAGCUGCCUUCUCACAUUUUCAACAAUCGACAGAAAAUAACUUAUUACACUUCGAGAAGGAGCUCAGAAAGCAGGACUCCACACACUGCCAUGAGAAUAUACCCAUACCUGAAAUUCAUAAUGAUCUACAUUUACAUGAAAAUGCAAAAUCAGUUACGUCUUAUAUUCUAAAGGACAGUGCGAAUUCUGAAGAAGUUCUAAAAUUGACUGAUGAAUCAGAAAGCUGUUUUGAUAUACAAAAAGAUCUUAGUGGAGAAGCAGAUACUUUAGACUUGAGUGCUCCCGAAACACAGCUAGAUGGUCAAUACGCCAGUAGUACCUCAAAUACUUGUAGCCUUGCAUCAGCUAUAGAGCCAUCUGAAAGGAAUGAAGAAAUGCCUGAUAGCCCAUAUAAAAACUCUCAAUAUAGAAACACCGAUACAUCAUUCACUAAUGAAGAGUCAGAAACUUCAGUAGAACCUUACUCAACAGUUCAUAGUGUAACUUCUAAUGAUAAAAAUAAUAUUUUAGAUCAGGACACUUCUGAGUUAGAAGUCGAAAAAGAUACACGUUUUACUACCGAUAAAAGUGAAGAUGAGAAAGUUGAACUAAAGCCAGAAAGUAAUGACAAAAAAACAAAUAACCAUCUUAAACUAGCUGCUGAAACCUCUGUAGAAUAUAACAAUGAGAAUUAUUCUGUACAGGAAGACAAGGAAGAUGCAGAAACUUCCGAGGAAACCUCUGAAAGGUUAGCUACAGUCUCUCCAUUAUCAUUUUGUUAUGAAUCAAAGCAAAUUACAGAAUGUAAUAUUAGUGAAGGAGAACAGAAAUUGCAAGUAGAAGAACUGGAGAAUAAAGUAUGUUCAGACACUUCUGAAUUUAAAAAAUGCUUAAAAAGUCCUGCUACUUCAGACUGGUCCGAUUACAGACCAGACACUGAAGAGAGUGACGAUAACCAUAGAGCAUCCAGUGAUUUGACCAAUGAAAGCGGGGAGGAAGCAGUACUUGAAAAACAUUAUAAUAAUGGCUAUGUAAAAAGAACUAUUGAACGACUUUAUGGCAAGACAGAAGCUUCAUUUAAGCCUGGCUUUCACAAAAGAUUUCCUUAUAUGUCAAAAGUAUUUCCAAAGGAUACUGAAGAAUUCCACUCUUCAGUGGUGGAAAAAACCAUUUAUUUUUCACAAGAACGUAGGUCUUGUUCUGCAGAGAAGUCAUCACAUUCUUCUCUACCAUCACAAGAAUUUCCAGUAAACAUAAACAAACACAAUGCUACAUCAAGAAGAGAAAAUACUUCUUUGCCAACUCCACAACCUCCUCUUUACAGAGAAGAGGCAAGUCAUACUAAUGACCAUUCAGGGAAAUCUCCAAAGCAAUACUGUCAACCUAGUGUACAAGCUAAUGAAGAUGAAGGAAUAUUGAUAGAUAAAGGCAAAUGGCUUCUCAAAGAAAAUCAUUUGAUAAGAAGAUCACCACCUGAAAGGGUUGGAAUGUAUGGUAAUUUGGAUACAACAUCAACAGACACAGUCCUUGAUAAUAACAGUGAUGAUGUUCCAUACUCGCACUUUGGCAAUCUGAAUCAGUACCCAGACCUCAAUGAAAUCUCUUCUUCAGAACUUGAAGAAAUGGCUAAACCUCCUGAAAAUUUUUGCAACUACUUCAAUAUACCUCAUAAUAGUGAUUCAGACCCCUUUCAGGAUGACUUAAGUACGAAAAGCAAACCUAGCUGCAAUGGUAAGAUUACUUCCCUUCCUGCAGCUAAUAAAGAAAAGAUCAAAUCAGCAGUCAUGGUAGGUUCUACUUCCACACAUAUUUCCUCACAGACUGAUACCAAUUUUCCAGAAUUUAGAUUGCCCGAUAACAAGGUGCAUCCAUUGGAACAACCUUCAGGUGAACCUGUACAAUCUCAGCCAGCCACUGUUAGUAAUGUCAACAGAAAUGAUCUUCAGGAAGAAGAUUCUUUGGAUAAACUCCAUGCUAUAUGUGGUCAACAUUGUCCAAUACUGAUGGUGAUAGUAACACCAAUUAAUGAGGAACAGAGAGGAUAUGCCUACCAAAAGGCAUCUGAUAUUGAGAACCAGCUGGAUCUGUGUUUGUUGACCAAAAAGAGUGAACAUUUACAAUGGUCAGGCAAAGAUUUAAUAACAGGCAACAACAGCAAUGUUUCUCUGAAGAAUAACUGUAUCAAUAAGAUUGCCAAUAAUAUUUUUAAUAGGUUUUAUGCUAAUAACACCUUAGAUUUUAUUAAUAACUUUGGGAUACUUGCGUCUUCAACUUUGAAAGACACAAGCAGUUUAGGGAAGUUACAUGUUAUAGAAGAUGUGAAUGUAAAACCCGUGGAAGUCAGCAACUGUCAAAACAAUGCAUCUGAACACAUACUGAGUGAUCUUGUAACAGACCCAAAUAUGACUGUCUAUAAAGUGCAUGUGACAACGGGAGAACUGUGGAAUGCUGGAACUGAGGCCGACGUCUAUAUUUCGGUCUACGGAGAAAGAGGUGAUACAGGAUCAAGACAGCUGCUCAGGUCACAGAAACCCAAGAAAUUUCUAAGAGGACAAACUGACAUCUUUGCUGUUGAAGCUGUGCACCUUGGGCAUUUGUACAAGAUUGUUAUAGGACACAAUGGUCUUGGAUCAGGAAAUGGCUGGUUUCUGGACAAAGUUGUAAUCAAGGAUCCUAUAACAGAUCUGGAUUAUAUUUUUCUUUGUCACAGGUGGCUGGACCAGGGACAGGAUGAUGGCAAUAUUGCUAGAGAACUGACUGUGACAGAUGCCAGCACAUUUCCAGGAAGUAAGUGA
This is a messenger RNA of Mesitornis unicolor (brown roatelo), 6210 nucleotides long. It is a transcript of the gene RP1, whose product is annotated as retinitis pigmentosa 1 (autosomal dominant). Gene Ontology annotation, molecular function: protein binding. Gene Ontology annotation, biological process: retina development in camera-type eye; intracellular signal transduction; axoneme assembly. NCBI's taxonomy places the organism in Eukaryota, Metazoa, Chordata, Aves, Mesitornithiformes, Mesitornithidae. The record is from RefSeq and is a predicted model, not a curated record. Gene Ontology annotation, cellular component: axoneme. The coding region runs from base 1 to 6210 and encodes 2069 amino acids. The transcript has 9 exons.